This is a messenger RNA of Camelina sativa (false flax), 793 nucleotides long. The record is from RefSeq and is a predicted model, not a curated record. Lineage: Eukaryota; Viridiplantae; Streptophyta; Magnoliopsida; Brassicales; Brassicaceae.
AGACCUAAAAAGUUUGUUGUGGAUCGGCCAAAUUGUGUGUCUCAGAUUCAUGGGAGGAAUCAUGGGCGGUAGAUCUGGAGUCAUAGUCCUCUUCCUCCUCUUUGGGUUGUCUUCUGCUUCUAGAAACCCCAUCAUCCUUGUCGACUCUGCUCAUGAUGAUGAGAACCAAGUUUGUGAACUGUGUGACAAAUAUGUUACCCUUGCCAUUGACUACCUUCAAGAUUACGACAAUCAGAAUGCUCUCGUUGAGGCUCUUCAUCUCACCUGCUCUCAGAUUCCUCCUCUCAAAAAACAGUGUCUCUCAACGGUGGAUCAUUAUACCCAGCUUUUCUUCACACAAGUCUCUGUACUCAAAUCAGACCAGAUCUGCAAAAAGCUUAACCUCUGCCAAGCUCUUGUUGUUGCUUCACAAGUCCAUCAAGGUAACUGCGAGGCUUGCCGCCAGACUGUCUCUGGGGUUGUCUCCAAACUCAAGGAUCCUGAGACUAAGCUGAAGAUUAUCCGCUUACUUCUCAAGGAGUGCAAGUCGCUAAACAAUUACCAGGACAAGUGCAAGAAGAUGGUGUUUGAAUACGGGCCUCUGAUGCUUGUGGAUUUGGAGAAGUUUCUGGAAAAGAAAGACGUCUGCUCUAUACUCCGCGUCUGUCCAAGUCCAGCCACCCAAGGGAACUACAUUCCUGCGCUGGAGGUGGAGCCAUUAGCAGAUUCGUAAAAUUUGACACCCUUGUUUUCCUUGUGAAUUGAUUCACACACAUACCAUGCCAGCAUCGCCAAAACUGAUUUGGUAACUGAU